Messenger RNA from Paramormyrops kingsleyae, 1096 nucleotides. Its product is annotated as cell division cycle-associated protein 4-like. The record is from RefSeq and is a predicted model, not a curated record. Gene Ontology annotation, cellular component: nucleus. Gene Ontology annotation, molecular function: transcription regulator activity. NCBI's taxonomy places the organism in Eukaryota, Metazoa, Chordata, Actinopteri, Osteoglossiformes, Mormyridae.
CCAAUGAAACACGACUACUGAGUACGCUACGUGUUCUCGUAGCCAAUCGGCGUCUUCCCAUCUGACUUUCAUUGAUCAGCUGAGUGUCUUUCGCGUAUGUUCUGCUAGAUUUCGCAGUUCUGGUCGAGGCGGUAAAGGAGUGCUGUAGUUUGAAUUGAGUAACGGUUAGUUAGCUGGUUAGUCAUAUGAAGCGUACUUCAUAAAAUGUUAGUCUUCCUAGAGUAAAUAUACGAAGUCAGAUUGCUUCCCACGAGGGUUAAUCUGUAAUUUAAAGUAGUCUGUUAGCUUCGACCUCCCGCUCUCAGUCCCCCAUAAUGCUGCUAUGGGGCAGCGCGAACUGUUGUACGAGCCCUCGAUGAAGCGGAGCGUCGUUCGAGCAGCUACCGUUUGCCGACUGGACGUAGGCGGCGUUGUGAAGGAGGCUAGCCAUCCCCGGGACGCUCUAUCUUCACGGUACCUGGUGGGACAUGGUGUCAAGCGUAUGCUGAGCCGCACAGAGGAAGCUCUGUGCCUGCCAUACCCACAGCAGCGACAGCUUGUGCUGGAUCUCUGUCUGGACAAGCUACAGAGUGUCCGCACACAUGCAGAGCCCAGCCUGCGUCGAUCUGUCCUGCUGGCCAACACGCUCCGGCAGAUUCAGGAGGAGAUGCAGCGGGAGAAUGGAGAUUCUCCCAGUCUCACACCUCCCUGUGUGCUUCAAGAUGAAGGAUCUGUUCCUGAGGACGUAGCAAACCCGCUUUUUGGCUCCUUUGAGAUUACAAACUCCACCAGCUAUAUGACAGACUUGGCAUUAGAUGACAUCUUUGAGGACAUUGAUACAUCCAUGUAUGACACGGCAGAUACCUGUGCCCUGGUCUUCUCCUCAACAUGGGGAUUGGGAUCCCAAUCAUCAAUACUGGAUGACGGCCUCAAGGUCUUAUCUAGUUGCACCCCGGCCAGUGCCCUCCAGCUCUGCUUUACAGACCUCAGUGACCUGGACCACAUCAUGGAGAUCCUGGUCCAGCCCUGAAUUCCAUGGAUUGCAAUGUGGGUGUUAUGGUCCUCUUGUUUUUUGCCAGUUUUUAUUAAAAACAGAAUUGCUGUUUUUAGAACUGAA